Molecule: messenger RNA, 306 nt
Organism: Prunus armeniaca (apricot)
Lineage: Eukaryota; Viridiplantae; Streptophyta; Magnoliopsida; Rosales; Rosaceae
Source: the annotation of a GenBank genome assembly
AUGUCUCCAAUCUAUGCCUAUCUGAAGUCCGGAACCCUUCCUACCGACAAAUCCCAAGCUCGGAAACUCCGCUACCGAUUGGCAAGAUACACGGUCAUCAACGAUGUUCUGUACAAACGGGGCUACACGACGCCGUACUUGAAGUGCCUGACCAAGGAGCAAGGGGGCUACAUCCUUCGGGAGGUCCACAGCGGAAUCUGCGGUGACCAUUCCGGGUCCAGAUCGCUCGCACACAAGGUCUUCCGGCAGGGUUACUUCUGGCCGACUCUGCACCAGGAUGCGAACACACUAGUCAAAGAGGUGUGA